Messenger RNA from Pecten maximus, 1245 nucleotides. RefSeq lists its product as uncharacterized. NCBI's taxonomy places the organism in Eukaryota, Metazoa, Mollusca, Bivalvia, Pectinida, Pectinidae. The record is from RefSeq and is a predicted model, not a curated record. The transcript has 3 exons. The coding region runs from base 1 to 1245 and encodes 414 amino acids.
AUGCCAUAUUAUUGUUGCGUUCCCGGUUGUAAAUCUGAUGGAAGCGGACAUACAUUCCCUUCUGAUCCAAACCUUAAAAAGUUAUGGCGAGUUGCUAUUCGUCGUGUCGACGAAAAGACUAAAGGUUUAUGGGAACCAGGCAAACAUUCCAAGGUCUGUUCGGAACACUUCUUGGACUCUGACUACGUUCAACAGACUCUACUCGGAGAACGCAAAAGAUUAAAACCUAAUGCUGUCCCUUCAGUAUUCUUACUCUCAUCUAGAAAUACUGCCAGUCCUUCUGCUAAAGCACGUAGUGAACGUCAAAAGAGACGAGAAGACAUAGUAACUCCUAGUGAUGUAGUGCCCACCCCUAGUGUAGGAGACAGUGUUAUCAUAGAAAGUGAACCUGAGAUAAUGAUAAAUACUCAACAUGUUGAAAAUGAUCAAUGUCAAUCAUUCAGUGAUAUGUCUGUUCAGUGCGAGAUUCAAGGGGGAAGACAAGGAUAUUCCAUCGAAAAUUAUCGCAGCUGUCCCAAGAUGCUCAAAUACUAUACAGGUUUCGAUGACUACGACCAUUUCAUGCUGUUUUUUAAUAUACUUGGUCCAGCUGCACAUGAUUUGCAGUUCAAAUCCUCUGUCUUGUCACCAGAAAAUCAGUUAUUUUUAACACUUAUGAAGUUACGCAGAGCAACAGAAAACAUUGAACUUGGUCAUCUCUUUCAUAUCAGUGAAACCACUGUUUCAACUCUGCUAAAUGUUUGGAUAAACUUUCUAUAUUUUCAAUUGAAAGAACUUGAUAUUUGGCCCUCACGAGAUAUUGUGGAUGAACACAUGCCAGAGAACUUUUCCCAAUUUAGCAAUACAAGAGUUAUUUUGGAUGCAACCGAAAUUCCGAUUCAUAAGCCACGCAAUGUCAAUGCCCAGAGCGCUACAUUCUCCUCAUACAAAAACAAAAACACUCUUAAGACUAUGGUUGGGUGCACACCAAAAGGUGCUAUUUCCUACAUAUCUGAUGCCUAUGGAGGCUCUGCAAGUGACCGUCAGAUUAUUGAGCGCUCUCGUCUUUUACAUGAUCGUUCAAUGUUUGAUUCAGGUGAUAGUAUCAUGGCAGACAGAGGAAUCAUGGUGCAAGAUCUGUUUGCAUCACGUGAUGUUAAAGUAAACACACCAACUAUGCUGAAGGGCAAAAGUCAGUUAGAUGCAGAAGAUGUAGUAAGAGAUCGGCGCAUUGCUUCCAAAAGAAUUCAUGUUGAACGAAUAUAA